AUGGUUUGCCAGAGAAGCAACGGAGUGAGUCCAAAACUGGUCUCUCAAAUUGAAACCAAGGUGGAGCAAUUACGAGACAUUUACAAGAAUCAACAGUUCAAAACGGUCAUCAUGUCUAAUUACACGCACACCAUCUUUUAUCACGAUCCCAAAAUUCUACUUUCCAACAAUCAAACCACUUCAUCACCUUCCAACACCUCUUCCAACAAUCCAAAUACCACCCCGAUCAACAAUACGCCAACACAACCUAUUACAAUUGUCAAUAAUCAAUAUUCAGCAUCAAAUGGUUCUGGAUCACCACCUCCCAUCAUCUCUCCAACUAAAAAACCACAACAUGGUACAAAUCCAAGCAUGGUUGCAUACUCACCAAAAGACACCAUGUCUGCAACAAAUUUGACAUCACAAAUUGGAAUCUCUGCCUCUCAUCUUACCACCUCUACAAGCCAGUCAUCACAUUCACCAACCACGGAAGGACCCCCUAAUAUGGGUAUUGGUUUUGUUGUCGGGUCCGUCGAAGACCUAGCACAGAGGCUGAGACAAUAUUUAGAAAGCGUUGAAAAUUUUGUAAAACUCUUCUCAGAAGAUGAGACUCAACAAUUCAUUAAUCAAGGAAUUUAUCACAUACGUGGAUGUAGUGGUAUUUUACCUGGAGGAAGUAAUAACAUCAGUGGAAUUAGCAGCAAUGGUGGAGCAUUGACGCCAACAAACAUUUCAAAUUGUUCACUUGGAUCUCCCACACUUAUUUGCAGCAUUUUUGUAAAGACAGACAUAACAUGUGCCAUUUUCACAGAUGUAUAUGAGCAAGAUGCUAUUGGAAUUACAGAAGAUAUGGACAAUGAAAUCUUAGAAAUUGUGGACCAAUUACAAUUACUACUCAAGAGUACAAUAGAGAAAGAAAAAACGGUAACCAAGAAAAAGUAG
Naegleria lovaniensis is the source of this 921-nucleotide messenger RNA. RefSeq lists its product as uncharacterized. NCBI's taxonomy places the organism in Eukaryota, Heterolobosea, Eutetramitea, Acrasida, Naegleriidae. The coding region runs from base 1 to 921 and encodes 306 amino acids. The transcript has a single exon. The record is from RefSeq and is a predicted model, not a curated record.